AGGUGAAGUCCACAAGCAGUAUGGCACUUGUUAGUCUAAGGCGAUGCCUCGGUGCAGUGUUGAAGAAUGGAGCCGCUAUGGUACAAACAAGGUCAUACUCAGCUGCAAGUGGCUACCUAAAAGUAACCACUGAGAAUGAUAUUGCCACCAUAGCCAUGGACAAGAAGCCUGUUAACAGUUUAAACCUAGAGUUCCUCACAGAACUAAGCUUAACCCUCGAGAAGCUAGAAAAUGAAAAGUGCAAAGGUCUCAUACUGACAUCCGCUCUCCCAAAAAUCUUUUCUGCAGGCUUAGAUAUUCUUGAGAUGUAUCAGCCCAAGGAGGAAAGACUGAGACAAUUCUGGAGUACAUUGCAAGAUGUCUGGCUGAGACUUUAUGGCUCACCACUAGUUACAAUUGCUGCCAUAUCAGGUAUUGUUGCUCCAUUCUGGUUUGUUGACACUAUGCACAAUGUGGUUGGUCACAGACAGACUGAAAUGGCUCUCCAGCUUGGGACAAUGUUUAGUUCUCAAGAGGCAUUGUCCAUUGGGCUAGUGGAUCGAGUAGUUGGAGAAGGGGAAACUGUAGAUGCUGCCAAAAAGGAAAUGUCACAAUGGGUCAAAAUUCCAGGCUAUGCUCGUCAGCUAUCAAAGAUGCAGCUUCGGAAACCCACAAUUGACAAACUUGUUGCUAGAAAAGAAGAUGACAUUAAUUAUUUUGCAACAUUCAUUACAAAAGAUGGCGUCCAAAAAGCAAUGGGGAUGUAUCUUGAAAGUUUAAAGAAGAAGUAAUUCUCGGAAAAUCAACAGUGAAGAAAUCAACAGAAAUCAACUCAAUAGUAACAUGAUAUAAUGACAUAGAGGUAUUUUUUAUAUAAUGUAACAAGCUAUCAAUGAUGUACACCAUGAAAUACAAAAAUCAGUACCAUUUCAUGACAUGCCCGGGUAGCAUUUAUGUUGACAUUAAUUAAUCAUUUAUUGUAUGUCACACUAACCCUAAAACGGUUAGGCGAUAGAGAAUUACACCAACGGUUAGGGAGGGGGUAGAUCUGCCCCCCCCCCUAUGAUCUCAGAAACCGACAAUCACAGGAGGAUGUAUAAUCUAUCAUUGGAAAGGUUAUUCGAUUCCCAGUAUUUUGAGCCUACUUAUAUU
Molecule: messenger RNA, 1131 nt
Organism: Owenia fusiformis
Lineage: Eukaryota; Metazoa; Annelida; Polychaeta; Sabellida; Oweniidae
Source: the annotation of a GenBank genome assembly